UAUCUUUAUUUUGGUAACUGGGACCCGCAUCCCGGCGGUUUCUGGGUAAUUGGUGGAGGGUGAGCUGCUAGCGGUUUUAUAUGGAAGUAAACAAAAAGAAAGAUACAUUUUGAGGACGGAAUUGGAGUGGCCGCCAUUGAAAUUCUCUACCUCAUCGGUGAUGUAAUCGCCUUCGUUAUCACUGGAUUGUCACUGGAGUUCGAGACAAUUUGUUCCUUUUUAUGCUUAAUUAUAGAUUAUGCUUGCGUGGCUUUGCUGAAAGGGAAGAUUAUCCUCAGUUCAUCUAAAGUCCUCAUCAGGAUUUCGUGAAAUUAGGGAAAUCUUCGUUUUGGGUAGGUUCGUGGAAGAAGAAACACUGAGCUCUGGAGAUUUUGGGCAUUUUGGAGAGAAGGAGGUGGAUUUGGGUUUUGAUCAUUAAGUUGUGAAAUUGAAAGAUGGCUUUGGUGAGUCCGAGUCCUGUAAUGAGCUCGAUGGCAAUUCAUGGAGUUCCAGCUCCGGGAAUUAUGACAAGUAGAAGAGAUCUUGUGGACGAAUCCAUGGCGCUUGUAAUUGAGGAGAAGAUUUACGUUGCCCUUGGGAAAGAAAUCGAAAAGAACAAAUCUGUUCUCCGUUUUGCAAUACGGAUAUCAAGAGGGAGGAGAUUAUGCAUUAUUCAUGUUCACCAGCGGGCACAGCGGAUUCCAGUACCAAUAGGUGCAAAAGUUCCAGUAAAAUCACUGGACGAACAGCAAGUCAUGGAUUACUGGGAAACUGAAAAGCAGAGUAUGCUUGGGGACCUGAAUCAGUACCUUCAUCUUUGUUCAAGAGAAGGGGUGCGUGCAGAGAAAGAUUAUAUUGAGAUGGAUAAUGUAGAAAAGGGGAUUUUGGAACUGAUCUCUAAAAAUGGGAUCAGGAAGCUUGUUAUGGGAGCAGCUGCUGAUAAAUACCACUCGAAAUAUGAAAAGCGGAAAUGGAAGGACCUCAAGUCCAAGAAAGCUAUCUCUGUACGUGAUCAGGCACCUGCUUCAUGUAAGAUAUGGUUUGUUUGCAGUGGGAUCCCCAUCCAUGUAAGGGGAGGCACUUUAGAUGACAGUGAUACAGAAUUGCCAUCUCCAUUGUCCCAGGCAAGUCCAAGCAUUGAAGCUGAGGGAAAUAAUCAUUUCAGAACUCAAUCUGCUAGAAUACCAACUGGUCAAGCAAGCCCCUCACAUUUAACAAUAGGUUACCGUAGAGCAGCCACUUUUGGUGGAAAUAGUAGCGGGCUAUCAACUCUUAGCAGGCUAUCAACUCCAAGGAGCAGAUCAGAUUCAGAAGAGGGUGCUGAUGAAUCUGAUAUCUUAACAAGAGGCAAUGUCCUAGCAUACUCUUCUAAUGUCAUAGCUGAUGCACCAUUGGUCCCAUCUGUGGGAACCCAGGGGAUUGAAAGUGGAUUGAAAUCUACUUCUCUGCAUCUGUUCAACAACGAUCUUCAUCAGCCAUCGCCUCCCAGUGACGGAAGCAUGGUUGGUGGACCAUAUGAUCAAUUUAUACAAAUGAUGCAAAAAGCAGCGAACUCAAGGAGAGAUGCAUGCGAAGAGGCACUCAGUCGUGCAAAAGCUGAGAAAGAUGCUAUUGAGGCCAUCCGCAGGGCCAAAGCAUCAGAAGUCCUGUACUCAGAGGAGCUAAAAUUGAGGAACGAAAUUGAGGAAGCAUUAAGAAAAGUAAAGGGGGAACUUGAUGAGAUGAAGAACAAGCGGGAUGAAGUCAUGGAAGCACGACAAAUUGCCUUGAAGAAGACAUCAUUGCUAGAGAAUGAAGUGGCAGGAUCUGAGCAUAUGGUUAAGGAGUUGGAAGAGAAGAUAAUCUCAGCUGUGGAGUUGUUGCAAAAUUACAAAACUGAAAGAGAUGAGCUGCAGAUGGAGCGAGACAAUGCACUCAAUGAGGCAGAAGAGCUGAGAAAGAGUCGAGCAGAGGCCUCAAGUGUUCAUGUCCAUCAGUUUGUUAAUGAGUUCUCUUUCUCAGAUAUUGUGGCAGCAACUGACAAUUUUGAUCCCUCUCUGAAGAUUGGAGAAGGGGGAUAUGGGAGCAUUUAUAAGGGCAUCUUGCGUCACACCCAGGUUGCAGUAAAGAUGCUGAACGCAGAUAGUUUGCAAGGCCCAUCAGAAUUUCAACAGGAGGUUGAUAUUUUGAGCAAGAUGAGGCAUCCAAAUCUUGUCACUCUUAUUGGAGCCUGUCCUGAAGCUUGGGUACUUAUUUAUGAAUAUCUUCCCAAUGGAAAUCUUGAAGACCGACUUAGCUGUAAGGAUAAUUCUCCACCCUUACCAUGGCAGACAAGAAUCCGAAUUGCUACUGAGCUGUGUUCUGUGCUCAUCUUUCUUCAUUCUUGCAAGCCUCAAGGCAUAGUUCAUGGGGAUUUAAAACCUGCAAACAUUCUUCUUGAUGCUAACUUUGUAAGCAAGCUUGGAGACUUUGGACUCUGUCGGCUCCUAAGUGACAAAUCAGUAAUCUGCAGGACAUCUCCUAAGGGAACUUUUGGCUAUCUGGAUCCAGAGUUCUAUGCAACAGGAGAACUUACUCCAAAGUCAGAUGUCUACUCAUUUGGAAUUAUACUAUUACAGCUGUUAACAGGGCGUGGUGCCCGGGGUAUAGCCAAGGAAGUGCAAUAUGCAAUAGAUAAAAAAGCGUUAAAGAACCUCUUGGACCCUUUGGCUGGAGACUGGCCAUUUGUGCAAGCUGAGCAGUUGUCUAACCUGGCAUUGAGGUGCUGUCAGCUGGACCGAAAGAACCGACCAGACCUUGAGACAGAGGUUUGGCGAGUACUUGAGCCAAUGAGGGCUUCAUGCGGAGGUUUUUCAUCUUCUGGAUUGGGUUCUGAAGUGCAAUUCCAAGCUCCUUCCUAUUUCAUCUGUCCCAUUUUUCAGGAAAUUAUGCAAGACCCUCAGGUAGCAGCAGAUGGUUUCACUUACGAAGCAGAGGCUCUGAGAGGAUGGCUGGACAGCGGGCACGACACAUCACCCAUGACAAGUCUUCCGCUUUCACACUCCGAGCUCAUCCCCAACCUAGCUCUUCGCUCUGCAAUUAAGGAGUGGCUGCAGCAACAGUAAAAUGGAUCAGGUCUUCCAUUUUGCUUCAUAAAUCAAACGUCAUGUUCAUUGUCAAUAAAUGUAACGAAGAAAACAUGACAAAAUUUGUCAAUAUGUCUUGUUGUUAAUUUCUUUCUCCAUCACAUCGUUGUAUGUAUAUACUAUAUAGUCAGAUUGUAUUUGCUACAGGAGUAUUAACCCAAUACAUGCAAUGUUUCUUGUAAGAAAGAAGCUUUUUCCGA
Molecule: messenger RNA, 3283 nt
Organism: Rubroshorea leprosula
Lineage: Eukaryota; Viridiplantae; Streptophyta; Magnoliopsida; Malvales; Dipterocarpaceae
Source: the annotation of a GenBank genome assembly